This is a messenger RNA of Limulus polyphemus (Atlantic horseshoe crab), 2453 nucleotides long. RefSeq lists its product as uncharacterized. The transcript is spliced from 5 exons. NCBI's taxonomy places the organism in Eukaryota, Metazoa, Arthropoda, Merostomata, Xiphosura, Limulidae. Bases 251 to 664 code for a protein of 137 amino acids. The record is from RefSeq and is a predicted model, not a curated record.
GUAAAGACUAAAGAUCUCUAAUUUUGUUAUAUUGUUUGAUGUGUAGCAACGAUUUAGUUUUUUAAGUGACGUGUGUAUUUAGACUUAGUAUUUUGCUGGAUUUCUGAUAUCGAUAUUUUAAACUAACCAAAAACAGAGGCAAAACUAAAGCACAAAAGAAAGUCAAGUUUUUUAGGUUUAUGUGUACAGCCAAGGAUACUGAAGUUAUGAUGCAGGAAAAAAACUAAGGUGAUAUUCCAAGAUAAUCCUGAUGGUUGGGAUCUUGGUCACUCCCUCUGCUCCACAGUAUACUUCUACUAGUAACAUUCUUGUUAAUAAGACCUCAGAAGAUGUUGAAAAUGUAACUGUUUUUACAACCACAGGUUCAGUAGACCUCAAUGCAGCUCAUGCAGCUUCAACGUUUCUCUUUGGAUUUGGAAUUGCCAUUGGGAUAGUUGCCCUUGCUACUGCAAUUGUUGCUGUGGUAAUAUUCCUAAUACGAAAGAGCAAACUGGACAAGCUUCGGCAUCACCUUAUGCCACUAUACAGCUUUGACCCUACCGAAGAGGGAGAGGAUUGGGAAACAGAACUGAUUGAGGAAGGUCUUGAUCAUCGACAGCAUUUGAGAGGAAAACAUUCUGGUCGUGAUCCUAUACCAAAACUAGCAUUUGAUGGGGGACUUUAAAGAAACUGGCUUAUGAUUUAAAGAAAGACCAGCCAGUUUUCAGAGAGAAAAUGAAACAACAAUGAAGACAAGAUGUUUUGUGUUGUUUUGUUCAUCCUUUUGUAGUUGGCCUAUUCACACUAAGAAAAAAGCCAUUGGAAUGAAAGAUAUUUUACAUAUAUAUAUUUAAAUGUAAAAAAACAACCAGAAAAACACGAUCAACUUUUUGUAUAAAUGGUAGAUCAGUAAGUUUGUUUUUAAUUUAAAAUACUUUGCCAGCAUAAUUAUCUUUUGAGCCACAUAUACAUGAAAUGCUUAGAAUUACUCAUGUAUAUAUGAUUCUACUGACACCUCUCAGAGUUUCUGCCUAGUGGUAAGUGAUUUACUGCUUUCUGUUAAUGUGAUGUUUAAAGGAGCAUUUUAAUACAGGAUCUCUAGUCAUUUUCUUCAAAAUUCUCAUGUAUGUACAAAUGUCUAGUUAUAUUUUGGGGUGUGGAUUUCCAACAUAACUGUUUCAGAGUAGCCUUACUGAACCUAAUUCUUUAAAGGAUAAGGUUUUGAUGAAAGGUUAAACAACAAAGACUAAAUUGGAAGUUACUGUAUUUAUGAGAAAUAUUUUCAUUAACACAUUUUAACAAAACUUAGAGCUCUGUUUUCGUAAUGAUAUAACUUGUUUAGACUCGAUGGUGAUUUAAUAAUAGCCAGAGCAUAUCAUAUAGAUUAUUAAAUACUCUUUAUUUGUAUUUGAAAAUAAUUUAUUGUGUCUACAAAAUAUUGUACGUUGCUGUGAGCUUAAUAAUUUGUUGUCAUAUUAUUUAAAAGGAUAGAAUAAUUGUGUGUGUGAAAUAUUUAUCAAAGAUAUUUUUAAACAUAAGUGUUUGUGCAUAUGAGUGUGAUUAUUCUACAAAACUAAGGUUUCAUAUUUUCUUGACACUGUUUUAGAAUAUAAAGACUAUACUUGUUUGUUUUUCAUUGGUAAUUGCUGUAGAUUACCUCAAGUUACAAAUGAGUUGAUUGCAUUAUAGGUAGGUGAUGUAAAAUUCAGUGAAUUAAUUUACAUUGUACUUUUUUAAUAUAAUAACAUACCAGUAAAAUUGGCAUUCUUAUUACAGUUUAUUGUAGAAACUGUAAGACCAAACUGACAUCAAGUAAUCACAAAGUUAUAAAGUUAUUUUAUCAGAUUUAUAUUGAUAUUAAAAUGUAGAGUACAUAUCUGUUGAUGAGAGAAUUUGGCAUUUUUUAGAACUCUACAAGAGGCUAAGAUCAGGUAAAUUUAUCUAGUCAAUAACUGAAUCUCGGCAUGUUUUGUAGAAUGGGUUUUUUUAUGACUAAUUACUAUAAAUAAAAAAAUAUAUAUUUUCCCUCAUACACUGUUAGCACAAAAUUCAGGGUUCACAUAUAUCAAGGAUAUCAGUGGAAACUAAAAAUUGCAUGAGAAGAUUCCAUUCAUGGGAAUUUCAAGAAAGUUAAAAUAAUCAGAAAAACAUGUAAAGAAUUUUGAGUUUUGAAAAAAACCCAUAAAGAAUAUCAGAUAAAACAUUAAACUGUAUAUAGAAUGGACUUGAUAAAUGAAAAUGUCCCUAGGUUCAUUUCAUUCAAUUAUAGAGAAAAAAGAAAAUUGUUGGUAUGUUUUUCAUUCAGAAUUGCAGCUUUAAUGAAAAGAGGAAUUUAAACUCUUAACAGUGUUAUAUACACAUUUCCCAUCUGCUUAUAUCAUUUAUCAAGUUUUACUUAAGUAAUGUAAUUCUAUUUUUUUUCUAUUAUUUUAUUUUGAAUUUACUGGGAUUUAUGUGUAGAUGUAGGAAUAAAA